Molecule: messenger RNA, 1765 nt
Organism: Agrilus planipennis (emerald ash borer)
Lineage: Eukaryota; Metazoa; Arthropoda; Insecta; Coleoptera; Buprestidae
Product: organic cation transporter protein
Exons: 11
Coding region: 149-1732 (527 amino acids)
Biological process (GO): transmembrane transport
Cellular component (GO): membrane
Molecular function (GO): transmembrane transporter activity
Source: RefSeq, a predicted model, not a curated record
GUUCAGUGUUCAUUGUUUGUUAUUUAAUUACUUCUAUAUCAUGUUUUACAUGUGCAGUGUACAAGUUAAUAUUCUGGAUACUUGAAUGUAAAUAAUAAUACCAUUAUAUAUGGUAUACAAAUAUAAAAAUUGAUAAAAGUACUUCCGAAUGGAUUUUGAUAAUAUUUUGGAAGAAGUAGGGGAAUUUGGUAGAUAUCAGAUUAUUACUUAUACACUGGUUUGUUUACCGGUGCUUUUUGCAGCAGCGAACAGUUUAACUUACGUAUUCACCGCAGGCAUUCCCAACUAUAGAUGUUUUGUAAAUGGCUGUGAUAAUAAGUUCAAUUCCACGUAUAAUGCCGAUUGGUUACAUUUUGCCAUACCAGACAGAGGAUCAGAUAGUACAUCCUAUCAGCCUACACUCUGCACUAGAUAUGUAAAAACUUUUGCAUCCAGCAACUCCUGUGCUGCAGAUGCUUUUACAAACGAAAUCGAAAACUGUAACGAAUGGGUUUUCGAUAAAGAAAGGACAAUCGUUAACGAUUGGAGCAUAACAUGUACCGAAAAUCAAUGGAAAUUAUCCUUUAUUGGAUCUUGUCACUUUGCGGGCAUUAUUGUAGGAUCGGCACUCUCUGGCAUUUUAGCAGAUUAUUUUGGAAGGAAAAAUGUUUUUGUUUACUGUACCGUUUUUAUGGGGAUAACAGGUGUCAUGCAAAUUUUUUCUCCAGAAUACAUCACGUUUGCAAGUCUUACGUUCCUAAACGCAAUAGGAACCGCAGGAGUUUUCCCGUUAGCUUUUACAUUAGGUGUUGAAAUGGUUGGCAAAAAGAAAAGAGAAUACACAGGAAUUAUCCUUAACUAUUUCUACGCCAUUGGGGAAGCAUUUGUGGGUUUAAUAGCUUGGUUAACCCUUGACUGGACGUAUUUGCAACUUUCUGCAUCCGCGCCAGCAAUAUUAUUCAUUGUUUAUUACUGGGUGAUUCCCGAAUCAGUCCGAUGGCUAAUUGCAAAAGAAAAAAAUGAUGAAGCUAAGAAAAUUGUAUACAAAGUCGCCAAAACAAACAGAACUUCUUUAUCACCUGUUCUGUUAGCAACGUUUAAAAAUAAUUCUACAAGUAACAAUGAUAAUUACUCAAGUAACGAAGUUGACAUUCUUCCUGUUGUGAAGCAAAUGUUUAAGUCGCGGAAACUGGUUCUCCGCUUUAUUAUUGUAUUUUUUAUUUGGGGAAUAAACGCUUUUGUUUAUUACGGACUUUCAUUAAAUUCGACGAGUUUAGGAGGCAAUAAAUAUCUGAACUUUUCUCUGGUGUGUUUAGUAGAAAUACCAGGAUAUACUAUAGCAUGGAUUUCAAUGAAGAAAAUUGGCAGACGAUCAGCAUUAGUCGCUUCUCUGCUAUUGUGUGGGGUUACCUGCAUUAUCACAACCGUUAUUCCAAAUGCUUAUUGGGCAGUUUUAAUACUGUUUUUAAUCGGAAAGUUUGGUGUAACAGCAGCCUUUGGAGUGGUUUAUGUUCAUACAGCAGAAUUACUACCUACUGUUAUAAGAAGCGGAGGUGUCGGAGCAUCCUCUACAAUGGCUAGAGUGGGAUCUUUACUAGCGCCGUAUGUUCCUCUACUCGGUGUAUAUGUUGAUUUUUUGCCAAUGUUACUUUUUGGUUGUUUAGCAGUAUUUGCUGGUCUAUUGGCUCUAAAAUUGCCCGAAACGUUAGGAAACAAACUGCCAGAAACAGUUGAAGAAGCCAAAAGUUUAUAAAAGUACAUUUUUGCAAUAAAAGUUAGAACAUUA